Sphenostylis stenocarpa is the source of this 1899-nucleotide messenger RNA. NCBI's taxonomy places the organism in Eukaryota, Viridiplantae, Streptophyta, Magnoliopsida, Fabales, Fabaceae. The record is from the annotation of a GenBank genome assembly.
AUGAAAUUCAUGAAACUGGGAUCUCGUCCUGAUACAUUCUACACUGCGGAAGCAGUAAGGUCAGUCUCUUCUGAAGUUUCCAGCGACCUCAUAAUUCAAGUGAAGGGAAGUAGAUAUCUACUUCACAAGUUUCCCUUGCUAUCCAAAUGUUUGAGACUACAAAGGUUAUGUUCAGAAUCUCCUGAUUCUUCUUCUCAGCACCAAAUAGUCCAACUCCCUGAUUUUCCAGGUGGGGUGGAGGCAUUUGAGUUGUGUGCUAAGUUCUGCUAUGGAAUCACCAUCACUCUGAGCCCUUACAACAUUGUGGCUGCUCGAUGUGGUGCUGAGUAUCUUCAGAUGACGGAGGAGGUUGAGAAGGGGAACCUAGUUCAGAAGCUUGAGGUUUUCUUCAACUCAUGCAUUCUACGUGGGUGGAAGGAUACUAUUGUGAGUCUUCAGACCACAAAAGCGUUGCCCAUGUGGUCAGAAGACUUGGGAAUUACCAGCAGGUGUAUUGAAGCUGUUGCAGCAAAAGUAUUGAGCCACCCCUCUAAGGUGAGUUUGUCACAAAGUCAUUCCAGAAGGGUGAAGGAUGAUGUGUCUUGCAAUGGCACAGAAAGUUUGAGGCACAAUAAGUCAGGAAACAAGGGAUGGUGGGCUGAAGAUUUGGCAGAACUGAGCAUAGACCUGUAUUGGAGAACCAUGAUAGCAAUCAAAUCUGGAGGCAAGAUUCCCUCAAAUCUCAUUGGAGAUGCAUUGAAAAUCUAUGCAUCUAGGUGGCUACCAAAUAUUACCAACAAGGGAGGACAUCUCAAGAAGCACGCAGUUUCUGACUCAGAAUUGGAGUCAGUUGGUGAAAUAGCUUCAAAGCAUCGUCUGCUUUUGGAAUCAGUGGUGAGCUUGCUUCCAGCUGGGAAAGGUGCUGUUUCUUGUGGCUUUCUUUUGAAGCUCUUGAAGGCAUCUAACAUUCUUAAUGCUUCUUCAUCUUCAAAGAUGGAAUUAGCAAGAAGGGUUGGGCUUCAAUUGGAAGAAGCCUCAGUGAAUGAUCUUUUGAUACCUUCACUGUCUUACACAAAUGAUACAGUGUAUGAUGUUGAGUUGGUGAUGAGCAUAUUAGAACAGUUUAUGUCACAAGGGCAGAGUCCCCCAACUAGCCCUGCGAGAUCUAGGAUGGCCUUUGAAAGAAGGAGGUCUCGUUCAGCAGAGAAUAUUAACUUGGAAUUUCAAGAGAGUAGGAGGUCCUCUUCAGCAUCUCACAGUUCAAAAUUGAAGGUGGCAAAGCUUGUGGAUAGGUAUCUUCAAGAAGUUGCCAGAGAUGCGAAUUUUCACUUGUCGAAAUUCAUAGCUCUUGCUGAGAUUAUACCAGAUUUUGCAAGACAUGAUCACGAUGAUCUCUACCGAGCUAUUGACAUCUAUCUGAAGGCUCAUCCAGAACUCAACAAGAGUGAAAGGAAAAGAUUGUGUAGAAUUCUUGACUGCAAAAAAUUGUCUAUGGAAGCCUGCAUGCAUGCAGCACAAAAUGAGCUACUUCCCCUACGGGUUGUUGUUCAAGUUCUCUUCUUUGAGCAAGCUCGAGCAGCCCAAGCUGGUGGCAAAGUGACUGAUUUGCCAACCAAUAUCAAGGCAUUACUCACUGCACAUGGUAUUGACCCAUUAAAACCUACAGCACCAUUAAGCACAACUACAAGUAUACAUGCUGAGGACAAUUGGAGUGUUACAAACUUCAAAUCACCAAAGUCAAGGUCCUCAACUCUGAGGAUGAAGCUAGCUGAAGAUGAUGACUUCAAUCAAAAUGGUUUAACCCAUGAUGGAAUUGGAAGGAAUUCUAGAUUUAAGACUAUAUGUGCUAUUCCAACCCAACCAAAAAAAAUGCUUAGUAAGUUCUGGUCAACCAAUAGAGCUGCCAUUGAAAAGAAUUGA